AUGAUAGAUUUGUUCACUAUUUUCGGUAAAGGUGGCUUGGUGCUGUGGUGCUUUCAGGAAGGAGGUCAACUUUUCACCGAUUCCAUCAAUGAACUGAUCAGAGAAGUUCUCAUGCAGCUCAGGUUUGCUGUCAGCCUGUGCUUAAGUUCGCAUUUGGGUUCAGGCUUAAAACGACAUGAAAGAUGCCUGCUCCUUUGUACUGCUGCUGUAAUCGUUCGAGAUUUACAGGAGCGCGGUGGUAGCACUAUUUUCAAGCAUAAUAAUGUAUCAAUCAAGUACAAGCUUGAUAACGAAUUCGAGCUUGUUUUUCUGGUCGUUUAUCAGAGUGCAAUACAGUUAUCGUACGGUGAUCAGUUGAUAUCGGAUGUGCAAAAGAAAUUUCGUGAUAUGUAUAAGAAUGUGCUGUCAGAUAAUAAAGCACUUUAUUCGUCAACUCCAAAAACAUUCGAACAUUUUACCGAACAAUUCGAUAAACCCGAGAAAGCAAUGCGCAAAUUUGAGGAGAGUGAAAAAUCGAAAAAGACAGUUGCAUCGAUGAUAGAACGUCCAGCGGAACGUGCCGCCAAAAUCAUGAAAGAGAAGGAACAACAACAAAAAGCUGCAAAGCAGCAACAACUACAACAACAACAACAAGCUCCAUUGCCAUCCACCAAAGCAGCAAAUAAACAAAAGGAUUCAUCUGUCUCAUUCACCAGUGAUGACGAAUCGAACAAGAAAGAGACUGAAGCAUCGCAGGUUUGCCCAAGUUCGCCGAAGACUGGCACCACUGAUGAUGAGGAGCUACAGCGUCGACGAGCGGAAUUUUUCAAGAAAAAAGGAGGCGUUGUAAGUGCUGCUGCAUCUAAGAAAGGCGGCGCUGAUUCCGAUAAGUCAUCAACAGAAGUGAAAAAAGGUAAACAAGCUCGUGUUUGGGGAUUGGUUGCGGACGCGAACAAAAUGGAUAUAGCAUCAUUGGAUUAUAGUAAGUUGAGCGAUAAAAAUGGCGCAGACGGGUCAUCCGAGCACGAAGAGGAUCAUAAAUUCAUUGAAGAACAAAGGCAGUACGUUGGCCAGCUGAAAGGCGAACUACCUGGACUGGAUGUGGAUCAAAGUGAGGAGGAAAAUGAGAUCGAUGACGAGGAGGAUGAUGAUACCAAUAAGGGCACGAAAAGCGAGAGCAAAUCUGGUGGUGGAUGGUUUUCAGCAUUCAAAUCACUUGUUGGUAACAAGAAACUCACUGCUGAGGAUAUUCAGCCAGCACUCGACAAAAUGCGUGAUACACUCAUUGGAAAGAACGUAGCCGCAGAGCCGGCUGAUAAGCUUUGCGAGUCGGUAGGGGUGAAGCUCGAAGGUAAGGUGGUCGGUUCGUUCAGUCGUGUGGCGAGUAUUGUGCGAGAGGCGUUUCGUGAGUCUCUUGUACAGUUGCUGACACCAAAACGUCGAGUUGAUAUUCUUCGUGAUGUACUCGAAGCGAAGCGGGAACAUCGUCCCUAUGUGAUCGUGUUUUGUGGUGUCAAUGGGGUGGGGAAAUCAACAAAUUUAGCCAAAAUUACAUUUUGGUUGAAUGAAAAUGGCUAUCGUGUUCUCAUCGCCGCUGGCGACACGUUCCGUGCAGGUGCUGUAGAGCAAUUGCGGACGCACACGAAACAUUUGAAUUCACUCCAUCCGAACAGUGUGCAACUGUAUGAGCAAGGCUAUGGCAAAGAUCCAGCUGGACUGGCUGCAGCAGCAAUUGCGAUCGCAGUUGAACGUAGUAUUGACGUUGUAUUGGUGGAUACAGCUGGUAGAAUGCAGGACAACGAACCACUGAUGAGAUCACUCGCAAAGUUGAUUCAUAUAAAUGAGCCGGAUUUGGUUCUAUUUGUUGGUGAGGCAUUGGUCGGCAAUGAUGCGGUUGAUCAGUUGGUUAAGUUCAAUCAAGCGCUCGCUGAUCAUGCGGCAUUGGGUGCAGAUGCUCGUCUCAUUGAUGGCAUUGUUCUCACCAAAUUUGAUACCAUCGAUGACAAGGUCGGCGCCGCGAUUUCGAUGACUUAUAUAACCGGUCAGCCGAUAGUGUUCGUUGGAACUGGACAGACGUACAACGAUUUGAAGAACUUGAACGCCAAUGCUGUUGUUCAUUCACUGCUCAAAUGA
Molecule: messenger RNA, 2112 nt
Organism: Anisakis simplex (herring worm)
Lineage: Eukaryota; Metazoa; Nematoda; Chromadorea; Rhabditida; Anisakidae
Source: the annotation of a GenBank genome assembly